Messenger RNA from Sapajus apella (tufted capuchin), 731 nucleotides. It is a transcript of the gene EDDM13, whose product is annotated as epididymal protein 13. NCBI's taxonomy places the organism in Eukaryota, Metazoa, Chordata, Mammalia, Primates, Cebidae. The transcript has 13 exons. The record is from RefSeq and is a predicted model, not a curated record. The coding region runs from base 1 to 441 and encodes 146 amino acids.
AUGCACAGAUCAGAGCCAUUUCUAAAAAUGUUGCUGCUGAUUCUGCUUUUCCUGGGAUUGGCAGAAGCCUGUAUUCCUCGUGAAGUUGCAACUAAAGAAAAAAUCAACUUGCUGAAAGGGAUCGUAGGUCUGAUGAGCAGACUGUCACCAGAUGAUAGGACAGAAGAAGAAAGUAAGUACUGUGACAAGAUCCUAGGUUUGCUGAGUCUCCAAGUACUGCAUGAAGAAACGAGUGACUGCAAGGAGGAAGUUAAGCCUCUCUCAGCCACCACCCCAUCCAGGAAACCACCCCCCAAGAGGAGGAACACAUGGAACUUCCUGAAAUGCGCCUACAUGGUGAUAACCUACCUCUUCGUGACCUACAACAAAGGGGACUGGUGUUACUGCCACUAUUGUAACUUGGAACUGGACAUCAGGGAUGAUCCCUGCUGUUCUUUCUAGUGAGCCUGCUCCAUCUCAGCUCAGCCUCCACAAGGCCUCCAUCUCCCAGGCAUUCUUACCUCUGAAGAAAGCUCUCUGUGUGGACAGUAAUGAACUGGGUCCUUUGAGGAACGGCACCUGGGUGCCCAGAGGCAUGGCCGGAAGGUGUCUGUGGGAGCCGUGCCUUGGGAGGAUGUACCCAGAGCGUCUGAGAGAGCAUCUGCAGGGGUUUCUCCUAUAAUCUCUCCUCCAGAUCAUUCUCAAACUUUCCCCACUACUUCCAUAAUAAAACAUAUACUUGUUGAAAUGGC